Raphanus sativus (radish) is the source of this 4758-nucleotide messenger RNA. RefSeq lists its product as uncharacterized. Gene Ontology annotation, molecular function: DNA helicase activity. Gene Ontology annotation, biological process: DNA repair; telomere maintenance. The record is from RefSeq and is a predicted model, not a curated record. NCBI's taxonomy places the organism in Eukaryota, Viridiplantae, Streptophyta, Magnoliopsida, Brassicales, Brassicaceae.
AUGGUGUCAGAUUCAUCGGUUAACAAUGGUUACAUAAUCGACAUUGACUCUGAUUUCGACGAUUAUUCAGAGGCCGAUCCGGAUAACUACUUCAAAAAUCUCAACCUACGAUAUUUUGCUGCCAAACCACAGGAAAUGCUAGAGUACACUCAGUUAAAAGAAAAGUGUUUGGAGAAUGACAACCCGGUUGCCCACUAUAUUGAGGGAAUACUUAAGUACUUCGUAGAGGAGGAACAUCGUGAAGGCCUGAGACAUUUCCGACAAGCUUCCAUUGGGAAAAAUGAUGACGACAAUGAGACUAGAGAACAAGUUAAUCCUACCAUGAAGACUAGACCGGAAUCGAAAGCUGUUUUGGAGCUACCAAUCAGACCUAUGGGCCUCAGGUCACUUAAGAAUACAAUACGGCAAGUUAAUAGGGAGAUGAACUCUACAAGCAGCAUUGCUCUAAGCGAUACACAAUUCAGACUAUCCUCUCAGAAUAACACAGGAACAUUUCGUUCUAUUGUUACUGACAAUUUGGAAGCAUCUCAAUGCGGCAGUUUCGGUAAAGAGAAUUUACAUCCUAAUGAGCCUAAUAUUGCUGACAUUUUGAACUCAGCCUAUGUUGACGAGGGUAAUCCUACAUUCCAAUGCAAGUUCUGUAAAGCCAAACUGUGGUAUGGUGAACGUUUAGACAGAAAGACUAAUUCAAAGAAGGAUCCAAUUUUUUCGAUCUGUUGUGGACAAGGACAAGUCACACUACCUAUGUUAAGAGAGAGCCCUUUGGUCAUCAAAAAACUGCUUUAUGGAAAAGAUGCGAAAAGUCGGUACUACCAGAACAACUUGAGAUCAUUGAACAUGCUGUUUUCUUUCACUUCUCUUGGUGGUAAAGUUGAUCGCUCUAUUCCUAAUGGUGUUGGUCCGAAAACUUUUACAAUGCAAGGGGAAAACUACCAUUUAAUGGGCAGUAUGAAACCAGAUUCCGGUGACUCCGCUAAGUUUUCUCAGCUUUAUAUUGUUGACAUUGAAUCCGAAGUUGAAGAUAGAGACGCUGUUCUGAGCAAAUACAAGACAGAGACAGAUAAAACUAAGAAGCUUGAGUUGAGAAAGCAGAUUAUUGAGGAUAUAAUAAAAGUGCUUGACGAUGUUAAUCCGUAUGUUAAGCAGUUUCGGCAGGCAAGGGAAAGAUUGAGCAUGGAAGCUAACGAGAAGUUCCAUAUGAGGAUAGUGAGUACUCGCGAGAAAGAUGGAAGGACUUAUGAUACUCCAACUGCGUCUGAGGUGGCCGCAUUAAUUCCUGGAGACUUUAAUUUGGAGAUGGACAGGCGUGACAUUGUUUUACAGGAAAAACAAUCCGGCAGUUUAAAAAGAAUUAGUGAGAUACAUCCUUCUUAUCUUGCACUUCAGUAUCCCCUUAUUUUUUCAUAUGGUGAAGAUGGAUUCAGACUCGGUAUUAAAAAAAGGGAUUCUCCUGCUGCUGAGAAAUUGAAGAGAAAGGAUAUAAGUAUGAGGCAAUGGUUUGCUUUCCGUCUUUUUGAAAGAGAUGGCGAGUGCCAGACUCUUCUGAACUCAAGAAGAUUAUUCCAGCAGUUUCUGGUUGAUGCAUUCACAACUAUAGAAACUAACCGUAUCUGUUUUUUGAAGCAGAAUCAGAAAAGUUUGAGGUCAGACAGUUACGACUCGAUCAAACAGUCUGAGAACGAUGGGAAAAUUGAUAUGAAUGAUCAGGGUUCCAGAUUUAUUUUGCCAUCAUCUUUCACCGGUUCACCAAGAUACAUGAAGAAUAACUAUCUAGACGCAAUGGCUAUUUGUAAACACUAUGGUUUCCCUUCGUUGUUUAUCACGUUUACAUGCAAUCCAAAAUGGCCGGAGAUUACAAGAUAUCUAUCCCUACGGAAUUUGAAUGCAGAGGAUAGGCCUGAAAUUGUUUCAAGAGUUUUCAAGAUGAAGUUGGAAUCACUUAUGACAGUUUUAACAGAUGGCGAGCUCUUAGGCAAAACUCUGGCAUCGAUGUAUACAGUUGAGUUUCAGAAACGUGGGUUGCCGCACGCUCACAUAUUGUUAUUCAUGCAUCCAAGUUCUAAGAUUCUCACAACCGAGCACAUUGACCAGAUCAUUUCAGCUGAGAUUCCAGAUAGAGAUGAAGACCCUGAACUCUAUGAAGUGGUUAAAGACAUGAUGAUUCAUGGUCCUUGUGGUGUUGUCAACUCUAAAUCACCGUGUAUGGAGAACGGAAGAUGUUCCAAACAAUUUCCGAAGGCUUUUUCGUCCAACACUACUGUUAAUAAAGAGGGAUUUCCAAUCUACCGUAGACGUGAUGAUGGUCAUUUUGUUGAGAAAAAAGGUUUCAAGUGCGACAAUAGAUAUGUUAUACCAUAUAACAGAACUCUUUCGCUUAUGUUCAAAGCUCAUAUUAAUGUUGAGUGGUGCAAUCAGUCGGGAUCUAUCAAAUACUUAUUCAAGUAUAUCAACAAGGGACAUGAUAGGAUUACCGUUACUGUUGCACCGCCGAAAGAAGUAGGAUCAUCCGAUCACAGUGGGUUGAACCAAAAUGGAGAUCAAGAACAAAAAAAUGAAAUUAAAGAUUUUUUCGAUGGCAGAUAUGUAUCUGCCUGUGAAUCUGCAUGGAGAACUCUAAAGUUCCCAAUUCACUACAGAUCGGUGCCUGUUGAGAAAAUUCAGUUUCAUUUGCCAGGAAAGCAGAAUAUAGUGUUUAAGGACGACGACACAUUUGAGGAAGUAACAAGUCGGGUGCUGAUUCAGAAUACCUAUAUCAUGGCAUGGUUUGAGUUGAAUAAGGUUAGUGAGGUUGCUAGAAAGCUGACUCUAGCUGAAAUUCCUACAAUGUUUAUUUGGAACAAAAAGGAAAGAAAAUUACAAAAAAGAAAAAGGGGUUUCUGCCUUGGGAGGAUUAACUAUGCACCCAAGAAGUUUGAGGAAGCAUAUUAUCUGCGUGUAUUGCUGAAUAUUGUCCGUGGACCAACCACCUGUCUGCGACAUUUAUUUGCUGUUAUGCUCAUGUCGAUGACCUUAUCAAUGCCAGAAAAAGUUUGGGAAAAUACAUGGGAGUUUCUUUCAGAAGACAUUGAGUAUCGGCUGAGAAAACGGUUGAACAGACAAGAUCUAUGUUUAAGUGAUGCUGACAAAAAAGAAGGAGCUCUAUUGGAGAUUGAAAAAAUUUUGAAGAUUAAUGGAACUUCUCUGUCAAAUUGGGAUAAGAUGCCAAAGCCCUUCUGCGAUGCUCCUGAUUUACAAAACGUUUUGAUCACGGAUGAGCUGAGUUACAACCGUGAUAAGUUAAGAGAAGAGCAUGAUAGGGACGUUUUGAAAAUGACUGAUGAGCAAAAGAUGAUCUACAAGGAGAUUAUUGAUGCUGACGGAAAAAAAGGUGGACUUUUCUUUGUUUAUGGAUUUGGUGGUACUGGGAAGACGUUUUUGUGGAGAUUAUUAUCUGCUGCUAUUAGAUCCAGAGGUGAGAUUGCGUUGAAUGUUGCAUCAAGUGGUAUUGCUUCCCUUCUGUUACAAGGAGGAAGGACUGCACAUUCUAGAUUCGGUAUACCAAUCAAUCCAGAUGAGUACUCCUUUUGUAAUUUGCCACCAGGGACAGAUGCUGCUAAUUUGGUUAAAGAAGCCUCUAUGAUUAUUUGGGAUGAAGCACCGAUGAUGAGCAAGCACUGUUUUGAGUCACUCGAUAGGAGCUUAGCAGACAUUAUGAGGAUUAAAGAAAACACUACAGGAAAUCCAUUUGGUGGGAAAGUUGUUGUAUUAGGUGGAGAUUUUAGGCAAGUGCUGCCUGUUAUAAAUGGUGGCUCGAGGCCUGAGAUUGUGUUGAAUUCGCUAAAUUACUCCUAUUUGUGGAAACAUUGCAAAGUGCUCAGAUUAACAAAGAACAUGAGGUUGCUGUCGACUAAUAUGACUCCGGAAGAGUUGAAGGAACUUGAAUCAUUUUCUAAGUGGAUAUUGGAUGUUGGAGAUGGAGUUGCUGGUGAGCCUAAUGAAGGUGAUGCACUAAUCACUAUUCCGGAUGAAUUUCUUAUUAUGGAUGCCAACGAUCCCAUAGAAUCAAUCAGCCAUGAAAUAUAUGGAGAUACAGCAGCUCUACAGCAGCAGAAGGAUCCUAUUUUUUUUCAAGAGAGAGCUAUUCUUUGUCCGACAAAUGAGGAUGUGAACAAUAUAAACCAGCAUAUGUUGGAUAAGCUCGAGGGUGAAGAGAGAACAUAUUUGAGCUCAGACAGCAUUGACCCAUCUGAUACACGUUUCGUUAAUGAUCAGGCUCUCACACCAGAUUUUUUAAACAGUAUCAAGGUAUCAGGCUUACCAAAUCAUAAUCUUAGGUUGAAAAUUGGAUGCCCUGUCAUGUUGCUGAGGAACAUUGAUAAUGUUGGAGGUCUGAUGAAUGGAACUAGAUUGCAGAUAAUAGAUAUGUGUGAAUUCUGUGUGAAAGCAAGAAUUAUUACAGGAAAGAGAGUUGGGGAAGUUGUUAUAGUUCCUAGACUGUCUAUUACUCCAUCAGACAAUAAGUUACCAUUCAAGAUGAGGAGAAGGCAGCUUCCUAUUUCUGUGGCCUUUGCUAUCACGAUUAAUAAAAGUCAGGGACAGUCUCUCUCACAUGUUGGUAUUUAUUUGCCACGCCCUGUUUUCUCUCACGGGCAGCUCUAUGUUGCUAUCUCUAGGGUCACAUCCAAAAAAGGUUUGAAGAUUUUGAUUCUAGACGAUAAUGGUAAGCCUCAGAAACAGACAAGAAAUGUUGUAUUCAAAGAGAUUUUUCAAAAUCUCUGA